UCAAGAUCAAGGACACAGUCAAAUGCAAAGUAUACUGUAUCCAAGCUGAACUUUGUGGAUUUAGCUGGUUCAGAAAGGCUUGGCAAGUCAAAGUCUGAGGGUAAAACAAAGGAGGAAGCUAUGUACAUCAACAAGUCUUUGUCUUUUCUGGAACAAGUGGUCAUAGCGCUGGCCUCCAGGACCCGCGACCAUGUGCCUUUCCGACAGUCGAAGCUGACCCAUUAUUUAAAAGACUCUAUUGGAGGUGGCUGUGGGACCGUGCUUGUGGCAAACAUGUGGGGGGAGAAGCCUCAGCUGGAGGAAACAGUUUCCACACUGAGGUUUGCUACACGAAUGAUGUGUGUUGCCAGUGAGCCAUGUGUCAACGAGGUCUACGAUCCAGUUCUGCUGGUGAAGAAACUGCAGCAGGAAGUCAAACAUCUGAGAGCUGAGCUGGCCAUGCAUGACACUCUGACAAACCGAAGCCUUGUUUCAUAUGAGCCAUUGUCCGAACAGCAGAGGUAUGACAUACGUGGCCAAGUCAGACGGUAUUUAGCAGGGCAGUUGUCAGAGCUGGAAGUUAUCAAUCUGAGACAGAUCCUGGCCACUUAUGAUGCUUUCAAAGAAAUCUAUUGGUGCUUGGAGAAAGAGAUGGAGGAUUCUCUGAAUGAGAAAUACAUGCUCGUCAACAAAAAUGACCCAGCGGCUAUUUCUGAAGCUAUACAGGUGCCUUUACCAUUUUUUAUUUCUAUCCAGGAAAUCACCUCCUCAGUAGUGGAUGAGCGUAGCAUGGUUGGAGAACUCGAAGGAGGAACAUUUGGUAUUCCUGCAUCUCCUCAGGUCUCCAGGGCAGAUUCUUCGUCCUUUGUCACAUUCAAGCAGAAAGAAAGAGACAAAAGGAAAAUGUCCCAAAGAACUAUGAGCAUCCUGCCCAGCAUAGUUGGCAGAGCUUCUCCAGUGAUGUCUGCAUCACAACUCAAAGCAGAAACACCUCUGUUGUCUUCUGAUAAGAGAGACCUGGAGCGAGACACCGAGCUGGUUUACACACCUGGUAGCUCACUUGGCAAUAUCACAGAGAAGACUCCAAGAACAAGCACACCACCAAGCAGAACUUCUGCUUUUGAAGAGUUCAAGGCCGACAAAGGAAGCGAGAUCAAUCGCAUACUUAUUGAAAAUAAAGAAAUUUUGGUUAACAAGAAGAAGACUUACUCAGAGCUGGCAAACGAGGUCAACAAGUUGAAAUACUCCAUUGAUCAAACCAGAGAGAAACUGGAGCAGCUGAAAGCACAGAGAGAAGCUGAUGGCCCUAUUUUCAACGACGACGGAGAUAUCAUCAUCAGCGAGGCUGAGUACCUGGAGAUCCAGAAGCUGAAAGAACUGAAGACUAGCUACCGGAGCAAGUACGACGAACUUCACAACGUCCGAGCUGAGAUCAUGUACUGUCAGAAACUGGUGGACCAGUGCCGCCUGAGACUCAUACAAG
This is a messenger RNA of Candidula unifasciata, 1462 nucleotides long. NCBI's taxonomy places the organism in Eukaryota, Metazoa, Mollusca, Gastropoda, Stylommatophora, Geomitridae. The record is from the annotation of a GenBank genome assembly.